AUGUUCGGACCAGGUGGCAUACUUUGCGUGUGCUUGGUUGCUUGUGCGGCGUUGAGCGCAGCAGUACCGGCUCAGCUGGAUACUCGGGACGUGUCUCUUGAGAGCUUGAAGGAAUUUACUCUCUUCGCAGAGUAUGCUGCCGCAGCGUACUGCGACGAAAACCUCGAGUCCCCCGGGACCAAAGUGCGGUGCCCCAAGGGUAACUGUCCAACAGUGGAAAAGGCCGACACGAAAACCCUUACUGAGUUUCACGGGAGAUAUGAAUACGGCGACGUCGCUGGAUUCCUGGCCGCUGACGCGACUAACAAACGCUUGGUGCUGUCGUUCCGCGGCACCCGGAGUCUCAGCACUUGGAUCGCGAACUUGGACCUCGUCCUGGAAGAACUGAACGAUGAGCUGUGCCUCGGUUGCAGUGCACAUCGGGGAUUCUGGAAGUCGUGGCAGACUGUCGAGAAGAACUUGACAGAGGAGAUUGAUUUGGCCCUCAAGGCCCGUCCGGGUUACUCCGUGACGCUCACCGGGCAUAGCUACGGCGCUGCCCUCGCGACGUUGGGGGCGGUCGCUUUGCGGAAUGCAGGAUAUAAGAUUGAGCUGUACACAUAUGGUUCCCCCCGGGUGGGAAAUACCGAGCUGGCGGAGUAUAUCACGGCGCAUGGACCGAAUUACCGCGUUACUCAUUCGAACGAUAUUGUCCCCCGGCUGCCGAGUCAUAUCUUGGGAUAUACACAUUCCAGUCCGGAGUACUGGAUCACCACCGAAAACGACAUGAAGGUCACUUCGUCGGAUAUCAAAGUGAUUGACGGAGUGGGUUCGGAUGAAGGAAACGCGGGGUCCGGGUUAGACAUGAGUAUUCCAGCGCAUACGUGGUACUUUGUAGAAAUCGACACCUGUGAAUAA
Aspergillus campestris IBT 28561 is the source of this 897-nucleotide messenger RNA. RefSeq names its product lipase family protein. Gene Ontology annotation, biological process: lipid catabolic process. The record is from RefSeq and is a predicted model, not a curated record. NCBI's taxonomy places the organism in Eukaryota, Fungi, Ascomycota, Eurotiomycetes, Eurotiales, Aspergillaceae. The transcript is spliced from 4 exons. The coding region runs from base 1 to 897 and encodes 298 amino acids.